Molecule: messenger RNA, 3300 nt
Organism: Sycon ciliatum
Lineage: Eukaryota; Metazoa; Porifera; Calcarea; Leucosolenida; Sycettidae
Exons: 2
Coding region: 203-2425 (740 amino acids)
Molecular function (GO): protein binding
Source: RefSeq, a predicted model, not a curated record
GUAGUUUAGUUCUGCUCUCAGAUAGUUAGUAGUAGUAGUAAGUAGUACUUCCAGGAGUCUGGACUGCCAAUUUUAUUUUAGAACUGAGUGUGGGAACAUGUGAACCUGAGAGUAACGUGCCCUUCCUGUGAGCUGUAGAUCUACUGGCAGGCAUUGGCAGCGACAGACUCAGUGAUUCAUCUCAUCUCAAGAAACGUCAAUCAUGGCUAGUGGCAGUGCAAGUGGUAGUGCCAGAUCCAACAAUGUUCAGCCUCUCCUAACCAACACAGUCCGAACUGGGAGCGAGCACUUAGCAGCACCCGCGACGUUCCAGUUGGAAACGCUGCGUCGAACGCAUAGGCGUCUCGGCAUCGCGCAGCUGGGCGUGCAUAAAGUCCAUCGAGGUUGCUACGUGAUUAUGCGCGUCUGCUCCGUGCAAAUGAAGCUAACGGCGCUGUUUGCCAACCUGCAAGAUCCGCAAGGCGAUACGAUUCGCUUCGGCAUAUAUAAUUACGUAUCACCUCUAGCAUUCUACGGCGGUGAUGCAUCGUGGACCCUACGUCCGGGUACGAAUCUAAUUGUCCUGGAACCAUUCGUGAAAGUGGGCCAAGAUGCUGUGGUAUUCAUACGGUGCGACAACCCAAGUCACGUGAUCUGGCUGGACGAAUUACCCCAGGAUCAGGCAUCAGGCAUUCUAAGUACUGUGGACUGGCGUGUACCAAUUCCUAGGCCCUCUUUUUGGCUCAGUGCUUUCGCACCGCUUGGUGAGCCAGAGGAGUGGAAGGCGAUAGGAAAUGAGUAUUUCAAGCUCUGCGAUUACAGUGAAGCUGCAAAAUGGUACAGCAAGGCCAUCCACCAGCUGCACUCGGAGCGGGACACCAAACCGCCCCCAGUGCCGGCUAGCAGUCGCAAGCUGCUGCUGACGCUGCUGAGCAACAGGAGUGAGACUUGGCUGAAGAUGUUUCACUAUCGCUUGGCCCUGCGGGAUGCCAACCGUGCACUUGAACUGGACACUGAACACAUCAAGUCCAUCUACCGCAAGGCUCGUGCUCAGCUUGCGCUCUCCAUGGUGAUGGUGGCGCAAGCAACGGUCGACCACGGACUAAGACUGGACCCGCGCAACAUCACGAUGAAGGAUCUAGACCGCGACACGAGUCGCCGACUUCAUGCUCUGGACAGCGCCGAGGAGAUUGACAUCACAGGCAUGCUGGAGACCGUAAGAAAACAUAACCAUGCAGAGGUGGCAUUGCUCUGGCCAGACUACAAGGGGGCCAUUGACAUUCGCGACACAUGCACUGACCGAGGGCGUGCUGUUUUUGCCGGACAGGAGAUCAGUGCUGGCCAGAUUCUGCUGGUGGAGAAGGCACUGCAGAUUGUGUUUCCGGGAGAGCUGCAGUCCACGGCGGAGCUCGGUGCGGGCAUCAAGACGGACGAUCUGAAAACGGCGGAGUUCUUCGCGAGAGCCGCCAAGUCACAGCUUACCUGGCGACUGGUUGAUGCGUGCUGUAGCUCAAGGCGAGUGCACGCUGCGGUGGAGACACUGUACGAGGGCUGUCAACUCACGGGCUGGAGAACGAAGGAGAGCGCCUCGCAUGCCACCGAGCUGGACAAACUUCCGGUCGGGGAGCGUCGCGCACCGCAAGUUGUUGACAUUGGUCACAUUGAAGCGGUUGCAACGAAUUAUAGCCACAACCUGCAAAAUAUAUCAGUGGCGAAGACCAAGGCUAUGGCUGAACACACUUAUAGCGACACAGCCCUUGGUCUGUGGUACCACCUUGGUUUCAUGAACCAUUCCUGCACGCCCAACUGCACGGUCACACUGAUCGGUGACAUGGUGCUUGUCAGUGCCACACAGCGUAUUGGCAAGGGCGAGGAGUUGACCAUCUCCUAUGCUCCCCUCACUGAUAUGGAGCGUGAUGUGAAGCUGAAACGGUACGGGAUCACUUGCAGCUGCACGCUAUGUGCAAUCGAUCCAAAGCUGGAUAGGCGCCUCCGGGCGUGUGGCCAACGACUGCUGAAAGUGAUGUGCAAGUUGUUGCAAUCCAAACGCACGACAAAGGACCGAAAGGAGGCCAUUUCCAAGCUAGUUCCAUUGGAGCAGGAGCUUUGCAAGGUGCGAUCAUGUUGUAUUGGUCUGUAUACAAAAGUGUGCCAGCAGCUUGGCGAACAGCACCACACUAUCGGGGAGCACAGCAAGGCCGUGGCAUUCGUUGAGAUGCUACUCGACUCACUGAAGCUAGGGCCCGCAGACGACGAUCUGCAUGCAUGCGCGGAGACUGCCCUGCAGCUCUGGCGGCUCUCCAUUGCCUUCCGCUCUCUCGGCGACCAAAGUAAAGCAGUGAAGUAUGCUCGAAUGGCGCAGGAUUGUGGUCACAAGGCACUGGGCAACUCUGCUGCUCUGGUUAGCUAUCUCUUCGACGUUGGUGAACAUCACCGCUCACCGUAGUGAAGCCAACACUUUACAGUGGAAAGCUGCUGAUUAAGUGUUGAACCUCCACCACAUACACCUCCACCCAUCACAUACACCUCUACCCAUCACAUACACCUCCACCCGUGACAUCACCUCCAUCACAUACAUGUACACCGUGUCCGCUCUAGGAUUUCAGACCAGUCCCAACCAGGUCACAAGCGACCCGGUGUUCUUUCUCCAAGUGGGUCCAAGUACCCCCCCCCCCCCCUGACUGGGUCGCUGACCCAGCUCUGAAGCAGACACUACUAAAGUACAUGCACUCUGGUCCAAGCGGGGACGGCUUGUAACGCUAUUCUCACAACUAAGAAUAGCCCUGUCACGUGUUGAGUAAUGAUCCAGACCUGUGGUUCACGGCAUUCAUGAUUAUCCUAUGUUAUGGCAAUGCUGUAAGCUGUAAGCAGGACUGUUUUUGUCAAGGAUGGAGGAGGACAUGCCUAACCGACAACGUUAACAGCACCGCAAAAUAACUUUUUUUUAAUCGUUGAUUUUCAUGAAAUGCGUCUCUAUGCAGUGUGCAGUUGUAAUGAUGACGAAGACGUGCUUUGUAAUGAAAAGACGACACCAGGGAUGCUCUUAGCAGGCAUGCAUUUUUAUGAUAACAUUUGCUUGACACGAACCAAAUCAAUUGGUUAUUGGAAGUUGCAAGUUUGCAUUGAAGUGAAUCAGUAGGAUGCUAGUAAGUCUGCAGCUUCGCGGUAUACUUCAUAGGGAUUGAACUGUUCCUUGAAAUCAAUCCCGUCAAUCGUUAUUCUUCUCUAAUAUUCCUUCCCCUCCAUAGUCUUCAUUCCAAUUCAGCUGGUAUCUACUUCUGUUCUAUCUCCGGAGGGCACGGUCCAUCUCGGAAAUGCAAA